This is a messenger RNA of Thyridium curvatum, 1203 nucleotides long. RefSeq lists its product as uncharacterized. Lineage: Eukaryota; Fungi; Ascomycota; Sordariomycetes; Thyridiales; Thyridiaceae. Gene Ontology annotation, cellular component: membrane. The coding region runs from base 1 to 1203 and encodes 400 amino acids. Gene Ontology annotation, biological process: ceramide biosynthetic process. The transcript has 3 exons. Gene Ontology annotation, molecular function: sphingolipid delta-4 desaturase activity. The record is from RefSeq and is a predicted model, not a curated record.
AUGGCGCCCUCUACGACGACCGUGACGAGCUCCGCCUCGAAGAGAAAGGGGAGCACCAAUGGCGGCAACGGAAACAGCGGAAGCGUCGAGGGAUCUCUGAGAGCCGACGGAAAGGAUGCAAUUGAGGCGAGGAAGGACGAUUUCUUCUGGACCUACACCGAGGAGCCGCACCGGACUCGCCGGAUGGCCAUCAUCAAAGCUCACCCAGAGGUCACCAAGCUCUGCGGCCACGAGCCAUUGACCAAGUACGUCGUGGCCUGUGUCGUUUCGCUGCAAUUCUUCCUCGCAUACAUGCUCCGAAACACGCCCUUCUUCUCGUGGAAGUACUGGGCCGUCGCCUACGUCUUUGGCGCCUCGGCCAACCAGAACCUCUUCCUCGCCAUCCACGAGAUCUCCCACAACCUGGCCUUCAGGUCGCCGCUCGCCAACCGCCUCUUUGCCAUCUUUGCCAACCUGCCCAUCGCUGUGCCCUACAGCGCCUCGUUCAGGCCCUACCACCUGACCCAUCACAAGUCGCUCGGCGUCGACGGCGUCGACGUCGACCUGCCCACCGCCCUCGAGGCCGUCGUCCUCGACUCGGUCCUCGGCAAGGCCUUCUUCUGCACCUUCCAGAUCUUCUUCUACGCGCUGCGGCCCAUGGCCAUCUUCCAGGUGCCCUUCACCUGGGUCUCGCUGACCAACGUCGUCGUGCAGCUCGGCACCGACCUGCUGCUCUACAGGGCGUGCGGCGCCAACGCCCUGCUCUACCUGCUCCUGUCCUCCUUCCUCGCGGGCUCGCUGCACCCGCUCGCGGGCCACUUCAUCGCCGAGCACUACGUCUUCGACCACGUCGACGACGAGGCCCGCGACCCGGCCAACGGCAUCCCCCUGCCCGAGACGUACAGCUACUACGGCCCGCUCAACUUCCUCGUCUACAACGUCGGCCUGCACAACGAGCACCACGACUUCCCCGCCGUCGCCUGGACCAAGCUGCCGCUGCUCAACGAGAUGGCCCGCGAGUUCUACCAGGACCUGCCGCAGCACCACAGCUGGACCUACGUCCUCUGGCGCUUCAUCUUUGACGAGUCGGUCGGCAUGAAGUGCCGCGUCAAGCGGAAGAACGGCGGCCGCAAGGUCGGCGUGGCCCCUGCCGGCGGCAAGAAGCAGCCUGCUGAGCCGCAGGCCAAGGUGGCCGACUGGAAGCAGGAUGAGAUUGAGGCGUAG